AUGCUAAAGUUAUUGUCUGUAUUGGGCUUGCUGCACUCCCUACUGGAACCACUAGACGGCACGAAACUGUCUUUUAACGCCUGCAAUGAGCCUAACACUUCCACAGCGCUCUUGCAAAUAAUCAGUGGUCUGCGACCACCAUCUCUGGCCGUAUUGGCGCUCCCCAACUCCAUCCUUUUUGACGAAAGCUGUCACACCGAUCGCCGCAUUUCUGUGAAUGAUUUUCUACAGCGACUACAUCGCACUUUCUAUAAAUCGGUGAUAUUUAACGACACGGAUGACUUUUUGCAGCACAUUGAAACCAAACUCCAAGGCGCCAACGAAUGCGUCAGCCUGAUUUUUGACGAGCCCAUGAAGCUGUUGGACCACCUCUACGAGCGACGUAUAGCCCACCGCCUCAGCUUGUUUAUCUUUUAUUGGGGAGCCCGCCGGCCACCCAGCUCCCGAAUCGUUAGUUUUAGGGAGCCCUUACGAGCGGUGGUGAUAACUCGUCCCCGCCAGGAAGCCUUCCGCAUCUACUACAACCAGGCCAGGCCCUGCAGCGACAGUCAGCUGCAGCUGGUAAACUGGUAUGACGGCGAUAACCUUGGCCUGCAACGGAUCCCCCUUCUCCCAACUGCAGCAUCCGUAUACGCCAACUUUGAGGGUCGUAUUUUCCGAAUACCAGUAUUUCAUUCUCCGCCGUGGUUUUGGGUCACCUAUAACAAUAAUAGUCACGAAGAGAACGAAUUCCAAGUAACGGGUGGUCGCGAUCACCGCCUACUUAAGCUACUAGCUAAGCAUAUGAACUUUCGGUUUAAGUACAUGGAAGCUCCCGGUCGAACCCAAGGAUCAAUAAGGUCCGACGAUGCUAGGGAGUCGAAUGACAGUUUUACCGGUGGCAUUGGAAUGUUGCAAAGUAGACAAGCAGACUUUUUCUUGGGUGACGUCGGCCUCAGCUGGGAGCGCCGAAAAGCCAUUGAGUUCUCGUUUUUCACCCUGGCCGACUCAGGAGCUUUCGCCACACAUGCCCCCAGACGCCUUAGCGAGGCGUUAGCAAUUAUGCGUCCUUUAAAGCCAGACAUUUGGCCAUAUUUGAUCCUUACGAUAGUCUUCUCUGGCCCAAUUUUCUACGGCAUUAUCGCUAUGCCUUAUAUCUGGCGUCGACGUUGGGACAACCCAGACGUGGAGCAUUUCACAAAAAAUCAUUUCUAUACUUCAUACAUAUUGGAAAUUACCCCGCGCGUAUUAAAGAAUAAGCCAAUGAGAAUCCCAUCUGCACAGCAGAUGCACAAGCAACUAUUUGAAAGGUGCAUCUGGUUCUCUUUACGCUUGUUCUUAAAACAAUUUAAAAAACUAAAGCUACAGAAAAUGGGCAGCUAUAGCUACUAA
Messenger RNA from Drosophila takahashii, 1371 nucleotides. Its product is annotated as ionotropic receptor 40a-like. Gene Ontology annotation, molecular function: ligand-gated monoatomic ion channel activity. Gene Ontology annotation, cellular component: membrane. Lineage: Eukaryota; Metazoa; Arthropoda; Insecta; Diptera; Drosophilidae. The record is from RefSeq and is a predicted model, not a curated record.